Anopheles merus is the source of this 637-nucleotide messenger RNA. Its product is annotated as histone H2B. Gene Ontology annotation, cellular component: nucleosome. Gene Ontology annotation, molecular function: DNA binding; protein heterodimerization activity; structural constituent of chromatin. Lineage: Eukaryota; Metazoa; Arthropoda; Insecta; Diptera; Culicidae. The coding region runs from base 84 to 458 and encodes 124 amino acids. The record is from RefSeq and is a predicted model, not a curated record. The transcript has a single exon.
AGAGCUUGGAAUUUGUCUAGAACGCAAUCACCCGUUGAAUCGAACACAUCGUGUCCCAGUGUUGAGUGAAUUUUUCCGUCGAAAUGGCACCCAAAACCAGUGGAAAAGCUGCGAAGAAGUCUGGCAAAGCCCAGAAAAAUAUUUCCAAGUCCGACAAGAAAAAGAAGCGCAAGACCCGCAAGGAAAGCUACGCUAUUUACAUCUACAAAGUGUUGAAGCAAGUCCACCCGGAUACUGGCAUCUCUUCGAAGGCCAUGAGCAUCAUGAACAGUUUCGUCAACGAUAUCUUCGAACGCAUUGCUGCUGAGGCGUCCCGCUUGGCGCACUACAACAAACGUUCGACGAUCACGUCCCGCGAAAUCCAAACCGCUGUUCGUCUGCUGCUGCCUGGUGAGCUUGCCAAGCACGCCGUCUCCGAAGGAACGAAGGCUGUCACAAAGUACACCAGCUCGAAGUAAGCCACUGAAAUGAUUGGCUUCGUUCUCUCAAAUCGGUCCUUUUCAGGACCACAAAUCGCAUUCAAACAAAGAAUUAUCCUUCGUUUCAUCUGCACCAGCGAAUUAGCGCUGUAAUUUCAGGGUGUCCGUCUUGGUCAACGUUAUUGUUCAGUUUGUUGCGUUUGCCUGUAAUGUUGUUU